Molecule: messenger RNA, 2460 nt
Organism: Cryptosporidium muris RN66
Lineage: Eukaryota; Apicomplexa; Conoidasida; Eucoccidiorida; Cryptosporidiidae
Product: protein kinase domain-containing protein
Exons: 1
Coding region: 1-2460 (819 amino acids)
Biological process (GO): protein phosphorylation
Molecular function (GO): protein binding; protein kinase activity; ATP binding
Source: RefSeq, a predicted model, not a curated record
AUGAAAACAUUAGGAGAUCCUAUAUCCAUUAAAGGUUUGUCUCAUAUUGAAACUUCACGUACAGAUAGAAGAUUAAAGACUCUAAAUCUAAAUAAUAAUGCAAAUAGUUCAUUUGAUCCUUUAUAUGAGUUAGAAUCUAAGGGGAUUUCUACCACUUUAUCUACGAAAUAUAAGGCAAUGAUUGUCUUUGAUACAGGAGGUAUAGAAAUAGAAGCUGAUAGUUAUAACAGAGAUACUGAGAAAUUAAACAUUACUCGCAGAAAUAAAUACAAAGGUAUAAAGAGGCAAUAUAGAAAUAUUAUCUUAACAAGUGGUAUUGAUCCUAUUAUAAGUAGACUUAAGGGACAGAAAAUCUAUUACUAUUAUGGUGAAACAAUAGAUAAUAAAAGACAUGGCUGGGGUAUACUAGCUGAUAUGCAGAAAAUAAUUUAUGAAGGCAUGUGGAAUUAUGAUAUUGCUUAUAGUUGGUAUAUAUGCUAUCACGUUUCAAUGGUUGAAAUGGGUUUUAGAGGUAUAAAGAGGAAUCCAAAAGUGUUUAUAUUAGCUGGUAAAGAGGCAAAAAUUAUAUCAGAUGAUAGCGAAAUAUGUAGAGAGAAUCCUUUUUUUGAAUUUUUGGAAUUACAUGAUAAAACAACUUAUGAAGACGAUACCUUGAUAGCUAAAGAAGAAUCUAAAGAGUUUUAUAAAAUAUCUAAUAAUGUAAUAGAUGACUCAAAAAUCCCAAAAUUAUUAAUUGGGGGUAUACCUGUAGAUAUAUCAAAUACUCCAAUUAUAAAGAGAAGAUCUAGGAAAAUAAAGACACUAAAUUAUUCUAUUUUACCUAGUUAUGAGUCGGAUUCAAAUAAAAAGAAAAAUAUGUUAAUACCAGAGAAUAAAAGGAAGAAUGAUAUGGAUUUAAAGUAUAUUUAUAGAAGAGGUGCAACAUUUCCUGAAACUCUUUAUAGUUCUCCUACUGUAGAUGAGCUUGAUUGUCUUGGAUAUUUCCAAGAUUUUUCUAAUGAAGUUUUAAGUAGAACAACAUCAGAAUCUAGGAAAUCAUCACAAAAUACAGAUAAUUUCAAAGUUAAUAAUUUAUACCCAUUACCACUGACAGCAUCUGAAUGCUUCCAUUGGAGUAGAGGCACUUUAACACGUUUCUUAGCUUCUGUUGGUCUUAUAAAUGAAGCUUUACUUAUUCAGAGGCAUCAUAUAAGAGGAUCUGAUAUUUCAAGGAUUUCACACUGUGACCUAAUACAGAUUGGAGUUACAAAUGCUUAUUCAAGGAGAUUUAUUAUAAGUUUAUUUAAACAAUUGUGGAAUUCAAUAGAUCCUUCAGAUCCACUAUUACCUGUUAACAGACGUAAAUUAGGAACAAUAUACUUACCAUAUAUUCCUGCAUUUAUGAUAAAACUGGGACAACAUCUUGGUGAGGGAGCUUAUGGAUUUGUAAGGAAAGGUUUUCUAAAUAGAACUCCAAUAGUUUGUAAAAUAUUUGCAUUUAAUACAAAAUUCUAUGAUAGCUUUGAUACUAGCACUAAUAAUGUUAGUGAUUCAAUUAAUUCUUCUUUAGAAUCUAUAAUUCAAUAUGAUAAAGAUAAAAAGCUCAAGCCACCUACACAUACCAUUACAGGUACUCCACCACAUCAUUCAUCCAAUUUUCCCCAGCAGUAUUUAUACAAAUAUAGAGGAAGUCAGAUAAUGGGUUUGAACUUAUACAGGUACUUACCAACUCCAGUUAAACAAAGAGAUUGGGAAGGUAAAAUACUUUUUAUGCUCCAAUCACAUCCUAACAUAGUAAAGUGCUAUGGUACUAGUCAGGUAGGUGCUGGUUAUGAAUCUUUACUUUUAGAAUAUUGUGAAGGAGGAAGUAUGGAUAAAUACGUAUUUAGAAAUAAGUUUAGUAGUGUGAAUUGUAUAAGAAAUAAAUAUGUUGACAGGAUACAGUUAUUAUCUUGGCUAAAAGAUAUAGCUUGGGGAAUGACACAUGUUCAUAAUUGUGGGAUUCUUCAUAGAGAUCUUAAGCUAAGUAACUAUUUUAUAUCUAAUAUAAAUGGAGUUUCCAGAGGUAAAGUUGGGGAUUUUGGCAUAGCUGUACCAAUAUCAGAUAAUGAUUCUAGAUCAACUAUUUCUUUAUUUGGAAAUGUUUAUUAUGCUGCACCUGAGGUUUUGAGAGGUGAAGGAUUCUAUGAGCAGAGUGAUGUAUGGUCAUUUGGGAUUACUUUGUGGGAAAUAUUAUCUGAAACUAUAUCAUAUGAAGGAAUGAAUGCUGGGCUAGCAAUGGUAACCAAUGCAGCAGGUCUUAAUAUUUUACAGAUCCCAUAUAAUGUACCCAAACGUUUAUGUGAUCUAUUAAAGUCUAUAUUAAAUCAUGAUUGGAGGAGAAGACCUGAUUUUCGUUAUAUUGCAGAAGAAUUGACACAUAUAAUUAGCCAGACUGAGAGCUCAGUAUAUACAAAGUUACAAAGCUUCCUUGCAGCAUGA